AUUGUGAGAAGGAGCUCCCAUUUCCUCCAGACCCACCACGAUGCUAAUCCGAGAAGCCUUGCUCUUCCUUCAGUGCUGCUGGCCUCCUUUGCUGCUUCACUGGAUGCUCCAUCCUAUGUGGGGCUUCAUUCAGAUUACUCAGGGCGAACUCCAGAAGUCAUGCUCUAAGCCUCUAGUAGAGAAGGCUACAGAUAAUUGCCAGCAUAUCUGCCAAUGUAGACCACCUCCAUUACCACCACCGCCACCUCCACCGCCACCACCAAGGUUGCUUGGGGUUUCAUCUCCCACCGUUCCUGUUUAUCCUGCUGCAGCGCCCUGGCCAAGUCCAGCUAUCAUUAUUGCUGCAUGCUGUGCCAUACCAGUGUUCCUCUUUCUAGUUUUCAUCAUUUGCUACAAAGCCAUAAAAAGGAAACCUAUGAGAACAGAAGAGAAUGGAACAAGUCAAGCUGAAUAUGCAAUGACAUCCUGUCAAAACAGCAAGACAGUUGAUGCUAACAAUGCAGUGGCGUAAUUUCCAAAACCACCUCUUGAAUAGUAAACAUUAAAAGCACACAUGGAAUAUGCAAGGUGGGUGAAAUGCAGCAUCAAGAGAAGACUUAUGGCCGAGGACUUCAUUUCAGAAAUAGUGCGCGCUUCAGAUAUUCUGAGAAGAAAAGCAGGUGACUGCUCUUUGGCUUGCUGAGUGUCACAAAAGUGGGAUUAUACCAGGGGCUACUCUGAAAAAGGGAUUCACAGAGGCCUACACACUGCAUGCUUGUUCUUUUGAAAGCAACAUUGCAGUGUCCCUUCUUCCUUCCUCAUCUUUGAUUGACUGUUUAUUUUUUUAAAUGCUUCAGUGAUCCUUUGAUGAUUAAGAGGGCAAUCUAUUCAAGACAGUAAAAUACCAUAAUUUGGCUUGCAAAUUCAAGCUUUGCAUUUUUCUGUUUCUCUACAGUCAUUUUAAGACCCACCCUUUAUCAUGAUCAUAUUGUUAAAGUGGAAAAUCUCCAUUCACUAAAAGGGAACAUCCCUCCCUGCCCAGCUGCAUGAUUUCAUUGAAUGUAUCCCCUCCUAUACAAUCCUAUGACUAGAUAUAGAUGCCAUUACUACAGACAUAAAGGAAUCCAGAAUGUCUUAUAGCAAUUAGCUUUCCUGGUCAAAAGAAAAGUGUUGCCUAGGAUAACAUUUUAAAGUCCAGAAAUGUUUUGGGCC
Molecule: messenger RNA, 1191 nt
Organism: Protobothrops mucrosquamatus (brown spotted pit viper)
Lineage: Eukaryota; Metazoa; Chordata; Lepidosauria; Squamata; Viperidae
Gene: PRIMA1
Product: proline rich membrane anchor 1
Exons: 4
Coding region: 41-511 (156 amino acids)
Source: RefSeq, a predicted model, not a curated record